Messenger RNA from Mytilus californianus (California mussel), 1759 nucleotides. Its product is annotated as NFX1-type zinc finger-containing protein 1-like. The transcript has 2 exons. The coding region runs from base 284 to 1759 and encodes 491 amino acids. Lineage: Eukaryota; Metazoa; Mollusca; Bivalvia; Mytilida; Mytilidae. Gene Ontology annotation, biological process: regulatory ncRNA-mediated heterochromatin formation. Gene Ontology annotation, cellular component: nuclear RNA-directed RNA polymerase complex. The record is from RefSeq and is a predicted model, not a curated record.
GUAAAUUCGAUGACGUAAUGUUUUCUGAAAAUUGAGAAAAUUCAAUUUCACUUUCUAUUCUGAAUAAUAUGAGAUCUGGAUAGCAACCCAUGCAUAUAUAUAUCAAUUAUAAAUAAUUUUAUAAUAAAUAUGCAUCGAUUUCAUUCAAAACGUUAAAGAUUUUAAACAGGACGGAGAUUGUACUUCCUAGGAAGGUAAUUGCUACAGUAUCAAUUUUAUUCAGACCAGCGAGCUCAGUACCUAUGGUAGGACUAACUGGUAAUCAAAUAGAAAUAUAUUGACAAUGGCUUCAAAUAGUCCAGGCAAACUUCAACCUGCAGAUUUUAUAGAGGAUUUAUACAAGACAAAUAAUGAGAGUGAAGAGCUAUUAGAGAUAUUUGUAAAGAACAUGAACGUGUUUAGCAGUUCGAUUUACGACAAGAAACUGUCGGACGAUUCUUUAUCAUUGCUUGUUCAUCUAAUGGCAAGGGUUUGUGCUUGUACAAGACAGAAAAAGAAUAGCGAAAUCUGUAAGCUUUUGAAUAUGCUGUCUAAAUCGCCACUGAUCAAAUACCGAAGUAUUCCACUACUUUUAGGGGAAACAUGCAACAACUCACGUGGUCAUAAUUUUCAAUGUUUAUUAUCCGAUUACUUAACAAUACUUCAAGAAAUUUACCUGAGGAUACCUCGUUUGUCUACAACUCCACAAGUUAAGAGACUGGGGAAACUUUUGAAAGAGCAAAUAAGCAAAUGUGAUGAUUUAGAAGACAAAGGGAUGAUGAUAGAUAUUGUGAUUGAAACGCUGAAUGAAAUUAUGCAGAUUGCUGAAGAAAGAUCAAGGGCAAAACAAGACGCUGAAGAUAAAUUUGUUCCUCCAGAUGAUUUCCGAACUGUGUCAGUUAUUCCUGGACAAAACGACAUUCUAAACAUUCCAAAGUUCCUAAGACGUAACAAAGUUUGCGGGAAAUAUUUGAAUUUAGAUCAUUAUUUAGAUGUACAGUUUAGGUUGUACAGGGAAGACUGUGUGUCACCUCUCAGAGAUGCUCUUUUGGAAUUCAAACAGAUAGAUAGAGAAAAUCGGAAAGAAAAUAUCAGAUUAGAACAUGGUCUUAUGUACAAGAACGUAAAAGUAAUAAAACAAAUCAUUUCUAUAGACUCUGGUGAAGUAUUUGAAAUAAAACUGGACCCAGACCAUCGUAAACGUAUCAACUGGAGAAAUGCAAAGAGACUUAUAUAUGGUACUUUACUGCUUAUUUCCUUUGAUCGUUUUAAUACGAUUUUCUUUGCUGUUGUAUCUGAAAGUGAAACGAAAAUUUUACAAAAGAAAGGUUGCUUUGCUGUACAGGUAUUUAGAUAUGGAAACAAUCUAAACCUACCAAGAAAUACAGAUGGUAUAAUUAUAGAAGCAAAUUCAGCGUAUUUUGAAGCAUACAAACAUGUAUUAAAAGUUUUGCAGCAUAUAAAAGAAGAAACGUUCCCCUUCACUCGAUAUCUUGUUCACUGUGAGAACGAGGUCCGUUUCCCAUCGUACAUUUCAAAAAAUUAUGUAUAUGAUCUCAGACCUGUAAUCAAAAAUUGCCGGAUAGAUCUAGACAACACCUAUCGUGGAACUCGUAGAAAUACUAUUCCAAAACAGACACCAAUAAAUAAUGCAAAGUUGUCUGAAGAAGACUGGCCGUCCGCCGAGAUGUUGAGAAUGGACGAAUCUCAGCGGAAAGCGUUUAUUGCUGCACUUACAAAGGAAUUUGUUCUCAUACAAGGGCCACCAGGGACCGGUUAG